Bufo gargarizans (Asiatic toad) is the source of this 1913-nucleotide messenger RNA. RefSeq names its product PSMC3 interacting protein (gene PSMC3IP). The record is from RefSeq and is a predicted model, not a curated record. Gene Ontology annotation, molecular function: double-stranded DNA binding; recombinase activator activity. The transcript has 8 exons. Lineage: Eukaryota; Metazoa; Chordata; Amphibia; Anura; Bufonidae. Gene Ontology annotation, biological process: meiotic strand invasion involved in reciprocal meiotic recombination; homologous chromosome pairing at meiosis; meiotic joint molecule formation. Gene Ontology annotation, cellular component: condensed nuclear chromosome; DNA recombinase auxiliary factor complex. Bases 98 to 742 code for a protein of 214 amino acids.
CUCGAGCUGGGGAUGGAGUCGUAAAUGAAAAUGCCGUGGAGCGGAGUGGCGGGAUUGUCAAUUUAUUCAGUUAUUUGAGCGCUGUGCAUACCGAGAGAUGAGUAAAUCAAAAGACGCUGUGGCCAACAGUCUUAUUCUGAAGUAUAUGAAUGACCAAAACCGGCCGUACAGCACCCAAGAUGUAUUCAGUAACCUGCAGAGGGAACAUGGGCUUGGCAAAACUGCUGUUGUUAAAGCAAUGGAGCUACUUGCCCAGCAAGGACAAAUCAAGGAGAAGGUUUAUGGCAAGCAGAAAAUCUACUUUGCUGAUCAGGACCAGUUCCCAAAUGUGAGUGAAGCAGAGCUCAAGAGUCUGGAUGACCAGAUCUCAGAAGUGUCUAGUAAAGUGCAGAGUGACCAGCAGGGGUGCCGUCAGCUGGAGACAGAGCUGAAAGAUCUUAACAGCUCCAUGACCACUGAGGAGAUGGUGAAAGAAAUCAAAGAAUUAAAGCAGGAAUGUAGUAGGCAUCAGGAAAAGCUGCAGAAGAUUAAAUCUGCAACUAAUCAUGUCACCCCUGAGGAAAAAGAGAAGGUGUAUAGCGAACGGAAGCAAUACAGUAAAGAAUGGAGAAAGAGGAAACGCAUGGCUACAGAUAUUUUCGAUGCCAUCCUUGAAGGAUACCCCAAAAGCAAGAAACAAUUCUUUGAAGAAGUUGGGAUUGAAACAGAUGAAGAUCACAAUGUAACUGUACCUGAUAUCUGAUCAUCGGCAUAGAACCAGAGACAAAGCUUUAAUUUGUAUAUAAGGGACACUGUGGGAGUAUUGUAUGAGCUUUCAGAGUUUAAGUAUUUGGGGAAUAAGAGCUGGCAUAUGGCAGGGAACAGUAUAUACACUUCUGCUGAAUCAAGCUGCAUAAAAUGUUAGAACAAGAUGAUAUAGCAGGGUUACAUAUAAAAUCUGGUUGGCUGAUCUGCUAAUGCAUAUUAUAUUUUAUGCAACAAAGUAUUUACACCUAUGGAGUCUGUAAUAGCAUGUUCUGGAUCAGUUAUGAACCUGGAAAUAAUCUAGUACAUCUGCCUCAUAGUCACUGUUUCCUGUGAUUAAUAUAUAUAUUUUUUUUUUGGGUGAAUGAGGAAGCAGAACAUUAGAUGGAGAAGCAAUGAAAUUUACUGUAAAGCAGUUCUGGUAUUUGCUGUAUAAUUGCAACAUCAACUAUUUGACUUCUGUUAUGUCUCCCACAGCUUUAGCACACCCUCCAAAGAUCCUAUUGCUCUUAGGGCCGUUUCACACUUGCGUGUGGCUUUCCAGUUUUGAAGUCUGGCAGAGGAUCUCAAAACUGGAAUUAAACGGAUCCGUGAAAUUUAAUAUAUCGGGAUGCAUCCGUUUCAGCUGGAUUUUCGGUUGUAUUAAAUCUAAACGGAACCAGAUCCGGUAUGAAAAUCAUUGUAAGUCCAUGGGUGCCAGAUCGUGUUUUUUAUUUUUAUUUUUUUGUUAAAACGGAUCUGGCACCAUUGACUUUCAUGCCGAAUCCGGUUUGUUUUGUUUUACAGACCGGACACAAAACCACAGCUUGCAGUGGUUUUGUGUCCUGUCAAAAAAACACAACAAAAUAGAACAGAUGCAUCCUGAUUAGUUUUUUCCCCAUUGACAAUGAAUGGGGACAAAACUGAUCCAAUUUGGCUCGGUUUUGAGAUCUUCUGCCAGAUCUCAAAACCAGAAAGCCACAACACAAGUGUGAAACAGACCUUCGAUUAAGGCCUCCUGCACACGAACACUUGUGCACUCCAUGGUCGUGCUGCGGGGGCGCAAUGCGCGAACACCGUCCGUGGGGCAGCGGAUCGCGGACCCAUUCACUUUAAUGACAUGUCCUAUCUUUUUGCGGCAUGGAAAUACGGGACGGGACCCCACAGAAGCACUCCGUAGUGCUUCCGUU